Suillus subaureus is the source of this 636-nucleotide messenger RNA. RefSeq lists its product as uncharacterized. Lineage: Eukaryota; Fungi; Basidiomycota; Agaricomycetes; Boletales; Suillaceae. The transcript is spliced from 2 exons. The coding region runs from base 1 to 636 and encodes 211 amino acids. The record is from RefSeq and is a predicted model, not a curated record.
AUGUUAAAUGAAGAUUUCAAUGCAUCUCCAUCCAUUCCUCCCAUAAUUCACCAUCUGUCUCUUUAUGUGAACCGCUCAAAAGCAAGGUUCAAGCCCUAUGAGAGGAAUGGUCCAUCUUUGUGGGUGCUCCACUUUGCAGAAAGCUCUCUUACCCCAACCAAAUCUGAUCUAAGCCUAGUGGAUGUUCAGAAUGGUGAACAUCAACUGCAGUAUGGCUUGAGCGACUUAUCCAGUGAAGCUGUCCUCACAAAGGAGGCUGAUGUCAAAUCCAGGUGUCUAAGUGCCAUGGCAAUGGCUUGGCAAAUUGAGGCAACUGAGCAACACACAAAGUUCCUCCAUAUGCUUCUUAAGCGGGCUGCUGACAAGUAUGUCAGCACGUCUUCAGAAGAUCUCAAGACCUUGGUUCCAGCACUUGCUUCCUCCAGGGAGGAGGAGCUUCAAGAUCACACUGACUUCAGUGUCGCCGCAUAUAGCCAUGAUGCGAUAUCAUUUGGUGCUGUGGAUGAACAGCUCAAUCACUUGGAGAGGCUUGCUCGUAAUCACUAUGGUUCUGGGAGCCAUGUCGUUACUAAAGAUUGCAAGCAAAAGUCUGAGCUUCCUGCAGAGUCAGAUGCUAGUGCCACGAGUUCAGAUUAG